Eimeria necatrix is the source of this 14667-nucleotide messenger RNA. RefSeq names its product Dynein heavy chain protein, related. Lineage: Eukaryota; Apicomplexa; Conoidasida; Eucoccidiorida; Eimeriidae. Bases 1 to 14667 code for a protein of 4888 amino acids. The record is from RefSeq and is a predicted model, not a curated record. Gene Ontology annotation, biological process: microtubule-based movement. Gene Ontology annotation, cellular component: dynein complex. Gene Ontology annotation, molecular function: ATP hydrolysis activity; ATP binding; dynein intermediate chain binding. The transcript is spliced from 25 exons.
AUGGAUCGCACAGUUGAGAGGGCAAAAGUGUCCCUAAUCAACUUCCUCCUAGAGGUUACGCCGCCUCUCCUGGGGUGCAGCCGGCAGCAACUGCAGAAGCUGCUUUCCAUCAACUCAGAGACAGUCCUUAAGCCCUUUCUUGUAGAACAGCAGCCUGGGGUGUUGGUCAUUGGCAAAGAAGCCUCGCGUGAAGCUGUAGCGGACAAGGCACCUGGAAGUGGGGUUCAGUUUGCACAGCCAGGGACAGCAGACUUCGAUGCAGACGAUGAAGAGGAGAACUACAACUUAUAUGUCGACCUCGGCUUUGUUGCGAGAGCUGGUGGAAGGUCAUGCAGCGUCGCAUUUCUCAAGCGGCCAGGCUUCAGCCUAGCAGACGAGAACACCGCCGAGCAUGGAGCCCAGGAAGGAGAGGAAGGUGCGGGUCGGCAGGUCCACACUGUCACAAAACCCAUAGGCCCACAGCUUGCCCUCAUGCGUUGUGGGUUUGGGGAGGAAGAGAGCCUUCUUGAUGUAACAGAGAUGUACAUGCAGCGCGGUUUUGGCCCACUGCUGAAAACCGCCUCAGAGGAGGAGACUGCAGCAGCAGCCGCCGAAGGAGGAGGAGAGGGAGGCGCAGCGGAAGAUUCUACGGCCCGCGCAUCUCACGGCAUACAAACUGUGAGUAAAAAGCUUAGGGAAUUGGUCCUGGCAGUGCAGCAAGCACAGCAAAACGUGGAUAUCCCUCUCAUUGAACUGCCCAUUGAUUCGGUUAUAAAGGCGGCCGUCAUGAAAGCAGCAGCUGAUAAGCGCAAGCCGGUAGUGGAUGACAUUGGCGAUAAAAUUCACGAUAGUACAUACCUUAUUGCUUUACAAAGCCACGUCAAUCGUUGGAUCAAGGAUAUCCAGAAGGUUUGCAGAAUGCAGCGAGAUCCUAGCACCGGCACUGCUGCAGAGGAGGUGAAUUUCUGGCUUGGUUUCGAGCGGGCACUGAAACAUGUGGAAGAUCAGCUCAAAACUACCGAAGCUGAAUUCACGCUGACUGUUCUGAAGCAUACGAGAAAAGUUUUUGCUACAAUGUCCUUUGAGCAAGACUCCGGACUAAAACAAGCGACAGAAGUAGUGCAGAACACGAAUAUUCUUAUGCGGGAUUUCCCAUUGAACGACCUGUGCAGCGCACAAACUGUUGAACAGCUCACUCAGGCGGUACGCACAAUCUUCGGUCACAUGCGGAAGCUGAAGAAUGCGACUCUCUACCCGUUAAGUCGUGCCUACUUCCUUGUAGAGGCGCUUAGUAGGGACCUUUCAACACAGCUCCUAAGCAUCACAUCAAGGCAAAAUCUAAUUUCCAUGGCAUAUGAGGAAUUUGAGCACACAGCAGCUGGCUGCUCAGAGUUGUUCCGCACUUGGGACGAAGAGGUGCGUCACUUUCGAGAAACCGUGAGGGAGUUGUCGAAAAAAAGGGGACUCAACGAGCGACCACCCUCGAAGCUUGUUUGUGAGCAUGUUGUUUUACAAGAACGGAUUGUUGAGGUUCGACAGUUCAGACGGCAACACCACCGGCUGAAGGAGGUCCUUAACAGGGUUCUUGGAGACGGUAGUGGUAGAGAUGUCGCGGCACAAAAGGACAUCACUGCAGCCUAUCAAAUUAUUGAAGCAUUGGAUGUCUUGGACGUGACUCAAAGUGGGCAGGAGGCGUGGGAGGCCGGCCAAAAAGCAUAUGACACGCGUAUUGACCGCGUGGAGUCACAGAUAACAGCAAAGUUGCGAGACCGCCUUGGGGCAUCAAAGACAUCAGCCGAGAUGUUCCGCGUUUUCUCGCAGUUCAAUGCACUCUUCUUCAGGCCGCGCAUCCGAGGGGCUAUUCAGGAAUAUCAGACUAAGUUAAUUCAGGUAGUUAAGGAGGAUUUGAAGCGACUUCAGGGAAGUUUUCUCGAAGGAUAUCAGAAAAUUGAAUCGACAACUAUGGCAGAGGUGCGAGAUAUGCCACGAGUUGCAGGGAUGAUUGUUUGGGGGAGACAAGUUGAGAGACGGCUAGAUGCCCUCGUUCAGAGGAUCCAAGAUGUAUUAGGCAAAGGAUGGGAACAACACGUUGAAGGGCAAAGGCUGAAACAUGAUAUUGACUUUUUUCGAGCCAAGCUCAACCCACAGGAGCACUUUGACGGCUGGCUCAAUCUUGUAAGAGACCAAAAACGCCUGGACACAAGCGACCGUAUAUUUGUGUUGAGGGAUUGGGGAGCUGGAAGAUUGGAAUUGGCUGUGAAUUUCGACAAAGAUAUGCUCACUCUGUUCAAAGAGGUACGCCUGCUGUCGGCGCUGCAGUUCCGAAUCCCCUAUUCUGUUAAAGUUAUGGCAGAUGAGGCGAAGGUCUUGUAUCCGUUCGCCAUCACUCUUCAAGAAGUCUUGCGAACGUACGUUGAGUCGUGUGCACGCGUGGGAGACACAAUUUCAAGCCCUGCACCACCAUCGGGGGCGGAUGCUGGAGCAGGUGAGGCCGUUGUGGCCUUACUAGUAGCUUCGUACCAACGCGAUUCUCAGGGAAAACUCGCCGAGGGCAUGAGCCUUCGUUGGGACUCAGACCGUCUGGAAACAUAUGUAAAGCGACUCGCAGAAACUGUUUAUAUAUUUGAGGCGAAGGCGGAAUUUGCUCUACAGCAGCACAACAAGGCUAUCAAGGAAAUCGAUACUUUGAAGGACAAGCCUGUAGAUGCUCCAUACCAAGAUAUACUUGCUGUGCUGCAAAACGUUCAAAAGUUGAUCGAAGAGCAACACCUGCAGAAUUACUCCAAUAUCAGAGGAUGGACAAAGGUGCUCGAGAACCGUGUUGAAGCAAUUCUGACACAACGGCUUAUCAAACUAGUGGAGGAGUGGACCGUACAAUUUGAGAACUGGCCAAAUAAGGGCACCGCCCUUAUUCAGAAUGGCAUUGUCUUGGAGAUUCAAGUUAGGAAUCAAGUACUUCAAGUUCAUCCAGCAGUGGAAGCAGCGCGGCAGCUCUGGAUGGGAUCGCUGCACCGCAUUAUGGCAUCUGUUUGCUUGUUACCGCGAUUUAAUUCAAGAAACAGCGCUAGGCCUCUGAAGUUUGGGGGAGAACCGACAGCUUGGGAUUAUGAAGAUUCUGAAGAUGAGGCCCUUGAGAACGGCGAUCCCAUGAAGCCCAAAUCAGGUGGUACCUACAGGGCGAUCGCUUCUCGGAUUCCUGCGGAAGUCAUCGACAAAGCUCAUUCCGCCAUUGACAGGGUUAUGGGUAACGUAGAAGAGUACGUAGCAAACUGGAUGCACUAUCAAGUUUUGUGGGACGUUGAUGUGAGUGAGGUGCUCGGCAAACUUGGAGACGAUAUUGAGACAUGGCAGCAGCUACUGAACGAAAUUAAGCAGGCUAGGAGUCCUUUCGACAAUACCGAAGCUCGAACAAUGUUUGGGCCCACAAUUGUAGAUCACCAUCAGGUACAAGCGAAGCUCAACACCAGGUAUGAUGCUUGGCAUCGCGAUAUUUUGCACGCUUUUGGGCAGAAGGUGUCUGCAAAUGCGAGCUCUGUUUUCACUUCUCUGCACGCUAUGGUUGCCGAUCUGGAAGAACAAGGCCAAGUAGCAGAUCCCACUGAAACUGCCAUGAACGCGGCUACGUUUCUCUCAAUGUCCGAGGCACAAAUGUCUGCUCUCAUCAGCAGCCAAGGGCUGAUCGGAGAUGAGCUAGUUUCAAACAUAGUGUCGAAUCUCACGAAAUUUCUCCUGAAGUUGCAGGAGGCCAGCAAGUUAGAGCCAAAGUGGAGCACUACGAUUGACACACUGAGAGCCAGUGAGCGCCUUUUGGAAAGACAGCGGUACACGUUUCCGAGUGACUGGCUGUGGAUCGACCAGAUCGAAGGCGAAAUGGAGAUGUUUUCCCAGUUGUUAAGGCACCAAGGGAUGAUGGUAGAACAAGCGAAAGAACAACUUGUCACUCUUGUGACGCAGUUCGCAGCGACACUUCAGGAAAAACUUCAGCAGCUGUACUCCGAUUGGAUGUUGCAGCGUCCCGUGAGGGAUGAUAUUGCGCCUGGCCACGCAAUGAGCAUCCUGAGACAAUACGAGCAGCAACUUGAAAAGAUAACUUCCGACUACGAAUGUGGGGAGAAGGCAAAGGCAGCCUUGGGUAUGGAGGACACUGCGUUGAGCUCCGGGGGCGAGACAUUUUCACCGUCUGCUCUAGCAGAGGAAAUCGCAGACAUGAAGGGGGUUUGGGAAGCCCUCGGUGGGCUGCACAAGGAGCUAACUGGGCUUCGUGAGACUGUGUGGGCAGCCGUAGUUCCGAAACAAAUUAGAACUUCAUUGGAAUCGCUGCUGGAGAGAAUAAAGCAAAUACCAGCCCGGUUCCGCCAGUAUGAAGCAUUUGAGGAGUUGAAGCAGAAGAUUAACAAGUUUCUUUCGCUAAAUAUGCUAAUCACCGACAUGAAAACGGAUUCCCUGAAGGAGAGGCAUUGGAAGACCAUCCUUUCCAAGCUAAAAAUCCGAAAGUCCGUAACAGAUAUGACAAUCGGAAAUCUUUGGGAUGCUGACUUGACUGCAAACGAAGCUGAAAUCCGCGAGGUCUUGAUACAGGCACAGGGUGAGUCUGCCUUGGAGGAAUUCCUACGCCAAGUUAAGGAUGCCUGGAGAGAAAGGGAAUUUGUCAUGGUACCCUGCGGGAACAAGUGCAAAGUAAUCAAAGGCUGGGAAGACCUCUUUCAAAUUAUCGAUGACCAGCUGGCAUCACUGCAGUCCAUGAAGAUGUCCCCUUUCUUCAAGAUAUUCGAGGAGGAAGCUCUGGCUUGGGACGAAAAGCUGAACAGGCUGCGCAUCCUUUUGGAUAGCUGGGUGGAAGUGCAGCGCAAAUGGCUCUAUCUUGAAGGGGUAUUCUCCGGUUCCCAAGAUAUUCAAAUGCUCCUUCCUGCUGAGCAUCAGCGAUUUAGGGGAAUCGACGCAGAGUUUAAGGGCAUCAUGAAGAAAGCAGACACCACAAAAAUAGUCUUGGAGGUAGCGUCCACUGAGGGUCUCGGUCGUCAGUUAGAACGAUUGUCAGACUUGCUUUCUCGAAUUCAAAAGGCGCUUGGAGAGUAUCUUGAGAAGCAAAGGGAGCAAUUUUCCCGCUUCUACUUUGUUGGAGACGAAGAUCUCUUGGAGAUGAUUGGCAACGCAAAGGACGUGAAGCUUGUGCAGCGCCACAUCAGCAAGCUUUUCGCCGGAAUCGCUGCGCUGGAGACUGACCCAGAGGACCCUACAACAAUAACAGCAAUGACAUCGCGUGAGGGAGAAGUUGUUCCUUUUGUCAGCGGCGUCUCAAUUCUUCAGUAUGCGUCUCUCAAGGACUGGAUGAGCGCAGUAGAAUUGCAGAUGACAGUUUCGUUAGCUGAUAGUGUAUCGAGGGCUUUAAAGCAAUUGGAACAAUUUGACGUGACUGAAAUAACGAAAAUGGCGACAGGAGGUGACCCUCUGGAAAAUCCCUUCAUCAAGUGGAUCAAAGACUUUCCACUGCAGGCGUUGCUUCUAGCAAUGAAUAUUCAGUGGACGAAGAAAUGCGAGGCUGCAUUGUCGGCAGAUGACUCACAACAGCCAAUGAAAGCAGCAGAACAGGCAGAGCAUCCUUUGGAAUCUUCAGCCUUAAAAGAUUGCGUGACACUUCUUGGGUUCCUCGCCGAUCGCGUUGUUCAGGAUAUAGGCCCUCUUGUGAGGAGUCGAAUCGUUCAUAUGAUCACCGAAGUGGUCCACCAAAGAGACGUCUGCAGGUCCCUAGUGAGGAACAAUAUUACCUCCAGGAAAGACUUCGGAUGGCUCGAGUGCAUGCGUUUCUACUUUACUCAUCCCCCGUCUUCGGGCCCCAUAAUUCCGCAGGGCCUGCUCAAAGUGUGCAUGGCCGAUGCGGCCUUUGACUACGGAUUUGAAUAUUUGGGAAUGGCCGAACGACUUGUGCAGACACCACUGACUGACAAGUGUUUUCUUACUCUCACCCAAGCUCUUAAGAUGAAACUGGGUGGAAACCCAUUCGGUCCAGCAGGAACCGGGAAGACAGAAUCAGUGAAAGCCUUAGGCUCUGCUUUAGGGAGGUAUACUCUGGUAUUCAACUGCGAUGAGACUUUUGAUUUCAAUGCAAUGGGUCGGCUCUUCUCGGGGUUGUGCCAAGUGGGCGCAUGGGGUUGCUUUGACGAGUUUAAUCGUCUUGAUGAAAGGAUUUUGUCGGCUGUAUCCGAACAAAUUUUGACCAUCCAGGUUGGGUUGCGUGAGGGGAAGAAGGAGAUAGAAUUGUUGGGGAGAGCGACGAAAUUGAACACCAACGUUGGUAUAUUUGUCACGAUGAAUCCUGGCUACGCUGGGCGUUCCAACUUGCCAGAUAACUUGAAACAACUCUUCCGUGAGGUAGCGAUGAUCAAACCUGAUAAGCAGCUUAUCGCGCAGGUGACGCUUUACGCACAAGGUUUUCGCUCUGCUGAGCGGCUCUCAAGCAAAAUCAUAUCACUGUACGACUUGUGCGAUAGGCAGCUGUCUAAACAGCCUCACUAUGACUUCGGGCUACGGUCACUCAAGAGUGCACUUAGCUCUGCUGGAAAUCUUAAACGCCAGCUACUUCAGGAAGAGGCAGGAGCAGGCACAGUUGUGGAUGAUCUAGAGAUGGUGGAGACAGUGGAGCAGAAGCUUCUCAUUAGGUCGGUCACUGACACAGUCGUUCCAAAGCUUGUAGCUCAGGAUGUCCCUUUGCUUCGAAGCUUACUAAUGGGGGUCUUUCCAGGCGCAGAUAUUCCCGCCCUGGAUGAGAAGAUCUUGCUGGAGGAAAUUGAAAGACUAUGCGAGGCACGUUUCCUGGAGGCAAAAGGGGAAUGGCUUGAAAAAGUACUGCAACUCUAUCAGAUUCAGAGGCUGCAACACGGCGUAAUGCUUGUGGGCCCAGUGGGUACCGGGAAAUCUGCUGCAUGGCGUAUUCUGCUCGACGCAAUGGAAAAGGUGGACGGCAUUAAGGGAAUGUCUUACGUUUUAGAUCCAAAAGUGGUAGCAAAGGAACAAUUGUAUGGCCGACUCGAUUCCACAACCUUAGAGUGGCAAGAUGGCGUUUUUACUGCCGUAUUACGGAAGAUUUUAACAACGACACAAGAGUCAGGGAACAGCGCACAGCAGCGGAGACACUGGAUUGUGUUUGAUGGAGAUGUUGACCCGGAUUGGGCAGAAAACCUCAACUCUGCACUUGAUGACAACAAGCUACUCACUCUUCCAAAUGGUGAAAGGUUGGAAAUCCCGAAUUGUAUUCGACUUCUUUUCGAAGUGGAAACCCUCAAGUAUGCCACGCUUGCCACAGUCAGUCGAUGCGGAAUUGUGUGGUUUGCAAGCUCGGUCUUGCCUGACGAAGUGGUGUUUCAGCAUCAUCUAGAAGAGAUAGCUGCUGGCACUGCGUCGACAGAAGUUAUUCUUCAGGGAGUCGGAGGACAGGCAAAGGGAAUCGACCGCAGUGGCUCUCGUUCCAUUACUCGUGAAAUGGCUCGUUCCGGUUCAGGAAUUGUGUCGAAGGCAAGCGUCGGCAAAUUAGUCUCCAAGGGGACCAUGACGGGCGGCCUUGCCACAGGUGGCAGAGGUGCAGCUGAAGCUGUUGCGCAGGGCAUAAAGGAGCGUUGCGUGGCCAUUCUUCAGCCCUUCUUUUGUGCCGGGGGCUUUGCAAGCCAGUGCCUUGAGCAAGCAAUGAAACACCAGCAUAUAAUGGAGUUUACAAAAAUAAGGUGCAUUGAGAGCAUGUUUUCCCUAAUCAAGAAGGGCAUCAGUCGCGUUUGGAUGAUCUUGUCCAUUCUUUGGGGCAUGGGCGGAUCCCUAAGCCUAGCAGCGAGGUCUGCUUUUAGUGAAGAGGUGGCGCGCAUUUGUGACUUACCGCUGCCUUCACAAUUAGCAUCUGGUGAUGCGGAUGGACAGACGUUGUUGGAUUUUGAGCCAUCUAUUGAAGAUGGUCAGUGGCACCACUGGAAAUCUCGAGUGAAGCAGGUGGAAAUUGACACUCAACAGGUGAAGGACGCGACGCUUGUCAUUCAGACUGUAGACACAUUACGGCACCGUGACGUAGUUGAAGGAUGGCUUGAAGAGAAGCGGCCUUUUAUUCUUUGCGGUCCCCCGGGCUCUGGAAAGACAAUGACUCUCACGGCAGUGUUAAAAGAGCGUCCUGAUUUUGACAUUGCGUUUCUCAACUUCUCAUCAGGAUCCACUCCUGAUUUGCUGUUCAAAACUUUCGACCACUAUUGCGAACUAACUAAAACUGCGGCAGGAGGGAUGGUAAUGCGGCCACUCGUUCCUGGCCGCACCCUUAUAAUUUUCUGCGAUGAAUGUAACUUGCCGUCUCCCGAUAAAUACGGAACACAGCAUGUUAUAAUGCUAAUGCGUCAGAUUGCGGAGUCCGGGGGCUUCUGGCGCUCAAUGCCACAGUUGCAGCAAGCAUCACCUUGGGUCUGGAUUCGCGUAGAAGGCGUGCAAUUUGCAGGAGCAUGCAAUCCACCGACGGACGCUGGGCGUCACCACAUGAGCAACCGGUUCCUUCGCCAUGCUCCUAUAAUCUUCGUCGACUUUCCAGGGAAAGAAUCACUCAUACAGAUCUACAGGACGUUCAAUCGGGCACUUCUGCGGCCGUUUCCUGACCUGUAUCCCUCGGCCGACCCGCUAACAAUGGCAAUGGUGGAUUUCUACAUUUCGUUUUCCAGCACAUUCACAGUUGACCAGCAGCCCCAUUAUAUCUACUCUCCAAGGGAGCUGACAAGGUGGAAACUGGCCUUAGCAGAGGCAAUAACCGGGGGCGGAAAAUUUGAUGCAGAAGCUGUGACUAAGAAGUCAUCUAGCGACACAGGCUGGGAUAGAGGUGCACAGUUUGCCGGCGCAGCUGACAGUGACUGCAUAACUCUGACUCAGCUCGUGAGAACUUAUGCGCAUGAGGGACUGCGGAUAUUUAGUGACAGACUUGUGACGGAGGCAGAAAGGGAGAAGACGGAUGCAAUGCUUGACGAAAUCGUGCGGACGCAUUUCCCUAGCGUCAGCGAUGAAGCGCUGCAGCGCCCCAUACUCUUCACCAGUCUGGCAAGUCGCCAGUACUGUGAGGUUUCUAUGCCAGCUUUGCGUUCGUUGCUUCAAGGGAAACUGCGCGUGUUCAAUGAAGAAGUUUUUCAGGUGCAGUUGGUAUUUUUCGACGAAGUUCUACACCAUGUUGCACGCAUUGAUAGAGUAUUGAGGCAGCCUUUGGGUCACCUGUUGUUAGUGGGCGCGUCAGGAGCAGGGAAGACGAUUCUAACAAAGUUUGUCGCGUGGAUGAAUGGUCUGAGCAUCUUCCAAAUAAAGGCCGGCAGGAAUUACAACACAGCAUCAUUCGAACAAGACCUCCGAGUUGUAAUGAAACGAGCCGCUCUGAAAGAUGAGAAAAUCGCAUUCGUUAUUGAUGAAUCCAACGCUCUAGGUCCAGCGUUUUUGGAGAGAAUGAAUGCUCUUCUGGCAUCAGGCGAAGUACCAGGGCUCUUUGAAGGCGACGAAUACACGGCUCUAAUCAAUGAAUGCAAGGCAGCGUAUGGGAGCGACUAUCUAGGUAGUGGGGAGUCUUCAGAGCUGUUUACCCGUUUUACGAAGCAGGUGCAGAGGAAUCUGCACAUCAUUUUUACAAUGAACCCGGCGAACCCCGACUUCCACAAUCGUCAAGCAACCUCCCCCGCUCUGUUUAACAGAUGCGUAAUCGACUGGUUUGGAGACUGGGCUCAGCCUGCAAUGGAGCAAGUGGCGUUCGAGUUCACUGACUCAAUUGAGCUCUUGCCAGACAGCUUUACACCAGAAGCUAUUAUUGGUGCAAAGCCAAUUAGCAACAUUUUGAAGGAGACUGUUGAUAAGGCAGAAGAAGAAAUGGCGCUCGAUGGGGAUGAUCUUGCGCGACGCAGCAGGCUGGCUACUGCAAUUGUGUCGUUCCAACAUGCUGUAGCUAAAAGUAACGCUGUUCUUUCCAAAAGCGGCCGCAAGUCAAACUAUAUGACACCGCGUGACUUCCUUGAUUUCUUGCACCAUUUCCGCGGGCUUGUUGCAGAGAAGAGCGACGCAAGUGGAGAGCAACAGCACCAUCUACAAGCUGGUUUGCAAACCCUAGCACAGGUAGAACGGCAGGUUGGGGAGAUGAGAGCGGAACUGACAGAAAAAGGUGCAGUUCUCGCAGAGAAGAACGAAGAAGCUGAAAAGAAAAUGCAACAGAUGAUAAACCAGCAGGCAGAAGCUGAAAACAAAAAGAAGGGAGCGGAAGUCCUAGCGCGCAAGCUCGAUGAACAGACUGGUAUCAUCAAGGAACGUAGAGAGGCAGUAGAGGCUCAGCUUAGCGAGGUGGAGCCACUACUCAAGGAAGCUGCAGAGGCCGUUACAAACAUCCCAAAGAAGAGCCUUGAUGAACUAAAAAGCAUGGCUAACCCUCCAGCAAUGGCAAAGGUUGCGGUGGAAGCUGUCGCAGUGCUAAUCACAGAUGCUGGAGAAAAGCCUGUUUCUUGGGAAGAUGCAAGAAAGAUUUUGAAAGCCACAGACUUCAUUUCUAAGAUUCUUAACUUUGACUGCACAUCUGUUAGCUCGGCUACUCGGCGAAGAAUCCAAACGAAGUUUCUGACUGGCGACUGGGAUAUUGAGCGGAUCAACAAGGCCUCUCGCGCAGCAGGACCGCUGGCCCAGUGGGUUGAAAGCAGCGUGAAAUUUGUUUUGAUUAGCGAGCAAGUAGAGCCACUGCAGACUGAAAUCGCUCAGUUGGAAACUGAGGCACAGGAAAACGAGGCGAAUUUACAGGAGCAGCAGUCCCUUAUUACUCAGCUGGAAGGCAAAUUGCAGCAGUACAAGCAAGACUAUGCUCAGCUGAUUAGUCAGGUACAAAGCAUAAAGCGAGAGAUGGAUGAGGUCCAGAAGAAAUGCGCGCGCUCAAUGUCACUAUUGGAGAACUUGGGGUCGGAAAAGAGUCGGUGGUUUGAACAGUUAGAGCAACUGAAACUGGCUACUCAGACAUUUAUCGGAGACAGUUUGCUUGCAGCUGCUUUCUGUGCGUAUCUUGGCUUCUUUGAAUACGCGGAUCGGAAUCGGUUACUUGAAGAGUGGAGGGCAGUGCUCCAAAGGGAGUGCAUUCGUUGCCGCGCCGACCUUUCUUUUGUCGACUUCCUUUCAACACCUUCGGAGAGGCUUCAGUGGGCUGCUCAUUCUCUCCCGCCAGAUGACCUUUCAGUUCAAAACGCAAUUAUCCUGAAACGAUUCUUGCGCUAUCCUCUUAUCAUUGACCCUGCUGGUCAGGCAAUUAACUUUUUGACUUCUUUCUUGUCCUCAAACAAGUUGUCCAAGACGUCUUUUUUGGAUGGAAACUUCCUCAAGGUUCUGGAGAGCAGUUUGCGGUUUGGUUCUACCUUGGUGAUUCAGGAUGUUGAGAAGGUAGACCCGAUCCUGAACCCUGUCCUCAACAGAGAAACACACAAACUCGGCGGCCGUGUCCUGAUCACUGUUGGUGACUCCGAAAUCGACUUAUCUCCUGCCUUCUCUAUGUAUCUUGCGACGCGAGACCCUACAGCACAGUUCACACCCGACCUCUGCAGCCGCGUUACAAUGAUUAAUUUUACUUUAACACCGUCCUCUCUCGUAAACCAGUGUUUAAACCUUAUUCUGAAGAGCGAGAGAUCAGAUAUAGACAAAAAGCGGUCAGAUAUGCUCAAGCUUCAGGGAGAAUUCAAAGUUAAAAUACGCGAGCUAGAGGAUUCGCUGCUUCUUGCUCUCUCAAAUGUGAAGGGAAACAUUUUGGAUGAUGAUUCCGUGAUGUCAUCCAUGGAAAUGCUAAAGAGGCAAGCGGCAGAAGUCGCGACUGAGGCCGCCCACACUGAGGAAAUAAUGGCGGAGGUCGUGCAGACUAGCAAUAUGUAUUUGCCGUGGGCUCUCGCGGCAGGCCGUAUAUAUUUCACACUUCUCAACCUCUCAUGCGUUUCACCCGUUUAUCAGUACGACCUUCGCUUCUUCCUAGGCAUAUUGCAUGAAACCCUAACAGGAGCUGCAGGCUUGAACGAUUUGAAGAAGACAGAUUACGCGGAGAGGCUGGCUGUCCUUUUGUCCGGUCUUUUCUCAACAACAUUCCAGCGCGUAGCCUAUGGCUUGGGGUAUUAUGAUAGACUAGUGUUUGCGUUGCAGCUAUGUUACAUUAGGACUGAGCUGGAUCUUGGCCUGCCCCUGGAAUUGCCAGAGCUUCAGCUCCUUUUACAGGGGUUCGUAGAGGAUCAGGGGUCUCAGACGGUUUCAUGGACAAAUACUCUUCAUGGGGAAUUGACCGCUGAGCAAAUGAAGGCGCUACAGAAAUUGCUGGCGCUUCCAUGCUUUUCUGGCCUUCAAGACCACAUGACAACGCAUGAGUCUGAAUGGAUUGCGUUGUUGCGGUCUUCUGCCCCUGAAACAAGCAUUCCUCGUGGCAUUUUCACUGCUGAGCCACAUCCGUUGGCAGACAAGAAGAUUGGCAGUCAGCGCUCUAUGACUCUCGGAGAGUGGAUCAAUCUACUUCGGGAGCUACUUGUAUUAAGGGCCUUGAGACCAGACCGUGUGACUUGUGUUCUAAUUGAGCUAUGCGAAGGUGUUCUUGGAGAGAAUUUCCUUUCCGUCCCCGAACUGACGCAAGACCUGCUUAAAGAGGUUGUUGAGAAGCAGGCAAGCAGUACUUCUCCAGUUUUAUUCGUCUUAUCUCCUGGCUCUGAUCCAAGUAGUCUAAUUACUCACCUGGCCUCCGCUGUCCAGCAACCCAUCAGCUCCGUGGCAAUGGGCAGCAAGGAAGGGUUUGAGCUUGCAGAUAAAGCCAUUGCCAAGGCAACUCGACAGGGCACUUGGGUUUUAUGCAAGAACGUCCAUCUUUCUCUCAAAUGGCUCCAGGAUUUGGAGACAAACCUGCAUCGUGGCCAGGCACACGCGAACUUCCGCCUGUUCCUCACCAUGGAGUACAAUCCGAAGGUUCCCGCCACGCUGGUUAGAGCGUCUUGCACCUUUGUGUUCGAGCCACCACUUGGCAUCAAGGCAUCCUUGUACAGGUCGUACGCGAUGCUCUUCGGUGCUAGUGGUACCCGUGGAGUAUCUAGUCGAAGCAGUGCUCAACCGCAACCUGUCCAGCCUCCCGCCGCAGCCCGUUGCCGCUUGCAGUUUCUUCUAGCUUUCCUGCAUGCUAUUAUACUGGAAAGGCGAAGAUAUGCACCUGUCGGCUGGUGCAAGCUUUAUGAGUUCUCUGAGGCUGAUCAGAAAUGUGCAUUGAGCAUAGUAGACUCUUGGCUUGCCACCGCUGCACAGCGUGGUGAUACUCUCUCCGACCAUGUAGCUCCAGAGCGACUUCCUUGGACUGCAAUACGAACACUCAUUGCACAAGUGUGCUAUGGGGGACGACUGGACAAUGCUGUUGAUGAGCGGGUCCUGCGGUCGUUCGUGGACUACUUGUUCCGUCCAGAGGCGUUUGAAUCUGAUUUCUGCCUCAAUAUGCCGAACCUGGGGAAGGACGUGGAGGAUUCGGAAGCAGAAUUGUUGCGAGCCCCAGCUGAGCUCUUCAAGACACACGAACAGUACCUUGAAUGGGUUGACUCACUACCGCCGCGGGACAUGCCAGCAUGGAUCGGCUUCAAUUCGCGCGCUGAGUGGCUGUUGGCUUCCAGGCAGGCGCAUGCCUGCAUUGCCAAUUGGUCCACUUUGCUGCUACGCGGCAAGGAAGAGUCACUAGACUUCCACUCUAUCUCAGAGAGCAUUAUGAAGGGUCUCAAACGCCAAAAGAGUGUUGCGGCAAUAAGCGAUGAAAAAGAACCUGAUGAGGCUCCGAAAGCGACGUCGUGGCUCACUUUGCUCAUCCCCGUCGUACAAGCUUGCCUAGCUACUUUGCCAGAAAAACUUCCCGUCUUACAACGGACUGAUACGAUGGUGCAAAAUCCAAUGUUCCGUUGCUUUGAGCGUGAACUAGCAGUUGGUGCAAGGCUGUGUAUGCUGAUUCGCGAAUCUUUGGGAGAGCUGCUGCUCGUCUGCAAAGGUGAACUGAAAAUAACCAACUCUCUUCGUGAGUUGGCAACGCUGAUAUCUUCAUCGAAAGUUCCAGGGGAGUGGAGUCAGGUUUAUGUCUCUUCUCAAGAACUGACUGUGAAGGAGUGGCUCGAGGAUUUUAGCCGUCGUUUAGCACAACUAGCGAUGGUGUCUCGGGAAUUCGGUGCAGAAGGAAACGACAAGCAGAUCGAGGCAGCUAUGAACUUACUUUCACGACAGCGUGACGAUGGAGAGCUGUCUCAAUGGAGAAUUUGGCUUGGAGGCCUGUUUUUCCCGUCAGCCUACCUCACAGCGACCCGCCAAGCGGUCGCCCAAGCUAAGGGGUGGUCACUUGAUGAUUUGGCCGUGGAGGUUCUCGUUGGUUCUGUCGAAGCUAAAGAUGACCAGUCCUUUAUUAUCACUGGGUUAACCGUAGAAGGUGCAGCGUGGAACGCAAGUGAAAAGUGUUUGGACGUCGCUGACACGAUUGCGUCAAGUUUGCCGCCGAUGGUCAUGCGUUGGUACCACAAAGGAGAAGGGUGCAAGUUCAAAGAAGAUGGGCAAAAGUACAUUUCGACCCCGCUGUUUUUGAAUAGGGCCCGCAAGGACCUUGUAGCUUUUGUAGACCUUCCCGCUAGCGAACAAUACCCACCCGCCCUGUGGGUGCAGCGUGGUAUGGCCGUUCUCUUGUGGGGUGAUCUUUAA